AGCCAAGCAAACACAUCAGAGCACACAGACUACGGCAAAGAAAGACAGCGUGAGUGACCGAGCGAGCUAGAGAGACCAGAGAAUGGCCGCUGAUUCUCGGACCAUCAUAGCUCCCACUGAUGCUGAGCUGCUGCAAGCACAAGCCGACCUAUGGCGCCACAGCCUCUACUACCUCACAUCCAUGGCGCUCAAGUGCGCCGUCGAGCUUCACAUCCCAACUGCUAUACAUAACCUUGGAGGGGCUGCCUCGCUGCCAGACUUGGUAACCGCACUGUCCCUUCCUCAGACUAAGCUUCCGUUCCUCCGCCGCUUGAUGCGGCUGCUCAUCACGUCAGGCAUCUUUGCAUCCGAAAGCGGUGCAGACGUGGAGACGUACCGCCUCAACCCACUCUCCUGGCUCCUGGUAGAAGGUGUGGAAGCGGAAGACCACACCUACCAGAAAUACUUUGUGCUCGCCACGGUCUCACGGCAUUAUCUUGAGGCUGGAUUGUCUCUAGCUGACUGGUUCAAGAAGGAUUUGCCUGUGCCAACACCAUCGCCAUUCGAAGAACUACAUGGUGCGCCACUCGUCCAUGAGACAACAAAACUCCUUGACGAAGAGCUAGACAGAAUUGUCAAUGAAGGUGUGGCUGCACAUGACAACUUGGCAAUUGGAACCAUUAUUCGGGAGUGCGGUGACCUUUUCAAGGGUGUUCGAUCACUGACUGAUUGCGGUGGUGGUGAUGGCACGACUGUGAGGGGAAUCAUCAAGGCGUUCCCUGACAUCAAGUGUACUGUGCUGGACCUUCCAAAAGUUAUUGAGAAUGCACCAGCUCAUGAUUCAGUUAACUAUGUCGCGGGUGACAUGUUCCACUCGAUCCCACCUGCUCAAGCUGUGUUGGUAAAGCUUCUACUGCACUUCUUCAACGAUGAGGAUUGUGUGAAGAUCCUGGAGCAGUGCAGGAAGGCAAUUCCUUCAAAAGAAGAGGGAGGGAAGGUGAUUAUUAUAGAAAUAGUCGUUGACCCUUCUGUGGGGCCAAUAAUGUACGAAGCCCAACUCCUGAUGGACAUGCUCAUGAUGGUGAAUAUCAGAGGCAGGCAGCGAGAUGAAAAUGACUGGCGUGUGAUCUUUAUGAAAGCAGGUUUCUCCGACUAUAAGAUUGUUAAGAAAAUAGGAGCUCGUGGUGUCAUCGAAGUUUACCCGUAACACUGCACACCCUUAAAUUAUGCUCAAUGUGUGGUGUAGUAUUGAGGGGACCAUGUGAUGUGAGGAUAUAAAUAAACGGAGUGCCUCAUUUCCUAGAGAAAGGUUGAUGGAUCUGAAAGCAGUUGAGCUAUUCGGAUUUCAUGCAUUGAGAUCCACAUGUAGCUGCUGUUUGAAAUAGACUAGAGCACUCUUCGUGGUUUCCAGCAGUCUGCUAUGUUUGUUUGACUUUGAUCAUAUAUAAUGGAUGGUUGUUUGUUGAUAUAUGUAUGUUAUGUAAAACCACGAUAAGUUAUGCAAUGUGUAAUUUAUCAUUA
Messenger RNA from Panicum hallii, 1500 nucleotides. Its product is annotated as probable O-methyltransferase 2. The transcript is spliced from 2 exons. The record is from RefSeq and is a predicted model, not a curated record. The coding region runs from base 83 to 1186 and encodes 367 amino acids. Gene Ontology annotation, biological process: methylation. Lineage: Eukaryota; Viridiplantae; Streptophyta; Magnoliopsida; Poales; Poaceae. Gene Ontology annotation, molecular function: O-methyltransferase activity; S-adenosylmethionine-dependent methyltransferase activity; protein dimerization activity.